UAAUUAUACCAGCUCUUAUCUUCUGGCCACCUACAGCAACCACUUGGGGUUCAGUCAUCCGUGGACAUAGUGCUGUGACGAAGUCCUGUGUCCUUAGGCACCAUGUCGCAGCCUACAGACCAGCAGCAAGAUGCGCGGUCUUUCCUCAGUGAGGAAAUGAUCAGCGAAUUCAAGGCCGCCUUCGACAUGUUUGACACUGAUGGCGGCGGUGACAUCAGCACCAAGGAGUUGGGGACUGUCAUGAGAAUGCUUGGGCAGACCCCAACAAAGGAAGAGUUGGAUGCCAUCAUUGAGGAAGUAGAUGAGGAUGGCAGUGGUACCAUCGACUUUGAGGAGUUCUUGGUCAUGAUGGUGCGCCAGAUGAAAGAGGAUGCGCAAGGAAAGAGUGAAGAGGAGUUAGCUGAAUGUUUCCGCAUCUUUGACAAGAAUGCUGAUGGUUAUAUAGAUAGUGAGGAGCUGGCCGAGAUCCUGCGUUCCUCAGGAGAAAGCAUUACAGAUGAGGAGAUUGAAGAGCUAAUGAAAGACGGAGACAAGAACAAUGAUGGAAAGAUUGACUUUGAUGAGUUCCUCAAGAUGAUGGAAGGUGUGCAAUAAGCUGUGGGACAUUCCUUUGGAGUAUUUACACUAGCCUGUACAUUACACUGCUUAUUACACUGUGUGCUGGAUGGAGUAACUCCCCCUGCUCUGUCUUGCACCUCCCAGAAUCCUCGUUUCUGCAAUGCUCAACAAGCACCAACUCCAUUUUGUUGCCUGCGGACAAUCUUUUCUGCCUUUCCAUAUUCACACCCAGAUACUCUGCUCUCUACAUCUUUCUUUAUUUCUUAAAAUUUCAGAUGUUAUUUAUAAAACUGAAAAUGUCAUUAAAAGUCUUAGUCAACAUUUCAAACUCCUGGGCUGCUUUGAACACCAUCAAGAAUGAAAGUAUAUUGUGGAAUACCGAAUUACUGUCUUUCUGGCAAUAACAAGCAUUACAUUCUCGCACAACCA
Pseudophryne corroboree (corroboree frog) is the source of this 987-nucleotide messenger RNA. RefSeq names its product troponin C2, fast skeletal type (gene TNNC2). Lineage: Eukaryota; Metazoa; Chordata; Amphibia; Anura; Myobatrachidae. Gene Ontology annotation, molecular function: calcium ion binding. Gene Ontology annotation, cellular component: myosin II complex. The coding region runs from base 103 to 594 and encodes 163 amino acids. The transcript is spliced from 6 exons. The record is from RefSeq and is a predicted model, not a curated record.